GCGCGUCUGUAUAAAAGCGCGAGAGCGCGUUGCUCGAGGCAUAUUUCGACUCCUCGUCAGCGUCGAUUACGAGCGUGAAGCCUCGCAUCUUCGUGGACGCAACUCCCCGAAUCGAACAGCAGUGAUGGCCCUGUUUCCAGUGCUGUACGGCGACAACUGGGGUCCCUCCGACUUCGCCCGGCGGUUCUUCAACGACGACUUCGGACGCACCUUCCUCGACGGUGAGCUGUUCGACCCUCCGUUCUUCCACCAGCGGUUUUACCUGGAACCCAGCCGGUUGGGCCGUGCCGCUGCCGAAGUCCAGAACCGGACCGGCGAUGCGGUUGCCUGCACUGGCGACAAGUUCGCCAUCAACGUGGACACCCGGCACUUCUCGCCGGAGGAGAUCACCGUCAAGACCAAGGACAACAGCGUCAUCAUUCACGGCAAGCACGAGGAGAAGUCCGACGACCGCGGCUGCUACGUGAAGCGCGAGUUCACCCGCCGCUACGUGCUGCCCGAAGACGUCGACCCGCAGUCGGUGAAGUGCCAGCUGACCCCGACGGGCUACCUCGCCCUGGAAGCUCCUCGCAAGAACCCGGCUCCCAAGGUGGACAAGAGCAAGCCGAUCCCCAUCGAGGUUCGUCACGAGUCCAGCGCCAGCGGCGACAAGAAGUGAGCACGAGCCAUGAAUUUCUCACUUCUCCCUGCUAAAGUUCCUUCAGUUUCGGUGCGACUGACCUCGGUGAAAUAAGAGUCCAGGGACCUGAACGCCGCAGAGCUAGCGGCCACAUCGUGAAACCAGAGCGGGAAGCACAAGUUAAGAGCUGGCCUCGAAGCAAACUUCCCCUGGAACUGUUUUUUUUUUUUGUUCUAUGAACAUUUGUAGUGCUCAAAGUUUCAUGUUUGUUGUGCUGUUAAUAAAUUAAGUUCCUUUGUGCUA
Rhipicephalus microplus (southern cattle tick) is the source of this 922-nucleotide messenger RNA. RefSeq names its product alpha-crystallin A chain. NCBI's taxonomy places the organism in Eukaryota, Metazoa, Arthropoda, Arachnida, Ixodida, Ixodidae. The record is from RefSeq and is a predicted model, not a curated record. Gene Ontology annotation, cellular component: nucleus; cytoplasm. Gene Ontology annotation, biological process: protein refolding; response to heat.